AAAAGAAGAAGAACAAGUCGAAUCGAAGAAGAAGAGAAAAAAGGCGUCACCGAAAGCGCAAGCUGCGAGGCUGUUCUCCGCUGUGACGUCUCGUCUCUUCCUCCUCCUCAGGAAGUCCAGCGAGUCCACCUCCCUCUCCUGCUCCACCACCACCACCUCCUCCUUCCAAAGAUUCCUUCUCUUCUUCUUCGUUUCAGGCGCUGCGCGUCUGCGGGAUUUGGGGAGGGGAGCGGCGGCGGAGAUGCACCCGAAGCUGUCGCGGUUCGCGCACAGGGUGCUCUGCUGCGGGAGGAAAGGCUCCGGGGAGGAUUUGAGUGAUGAGGGGAGCGGAUCGUUGAGGUGGGUGUUUUCAUUGCGGGAGCUUCGGUCAGCUACAAAUAGCUUCAACUAUGAUAACAAGAUUGGAGAAGGACCAUUCGGAAGUGUCUAUUGGGGACAAGUUUGGGAUGGUUCUCAGAUUGCUGUUAAGAAGUUGAAGUGCGCAAAGAAUGGGACAGAAACAGAAUUUGCUUCAGAUGUUGAAAUUCUGGGAAGAGUGAGGCACAAAAACCUCUUGAGUUUCCGUGGAUAUUGUGCUGAUGGACCUGAACGCGUUCUGGUGUAUGACUUCAUGCCAAAUUCAAGUCUUUAUGCACAUCUGCACGGAACACAUUCUACAGAGUGCCUUCUUGACUGGCGGAGGAGAACAUUUAUUGCAAUUGGUGCUGCUCGAGCUCUAGCGUAUCUUCACCACCACGCAACACCCCAGAUAAUCCAUGGGAGCGUCAAGGCUACUAAUGUGCUACUCGAUUCAAAUUUCCAGGCACAUCUUGGUGACUUUGGUCUGAUAAGGUUCAUCCCAGAUGGGGUGGAUCAUGAUAAGAUAAUCAGUGAAAACCAACGUGGCUAUCUUGCUCCUGAGUACAUUAUGUUUGGCAAACCUACAAUAGGUUGUGAUGUCUACAGCUUUGGCAUAAUACUGUUGGAGCUAUCUAGUGGGAGAAGACCAGUGGAAAGGUCGGGCUCUGCCAAAAUGUGUGGGGUUCGAAACUGGGUGCUCCCUUUGGCAAAAGAUGGCAGAUACGAUGAAAUUGUGGACUCCAAACUCAAUGAUAAGUAUUCUGAAUCUGAACUAAAAAGAGUAGUGUUGGUUGGUCUGGCUUGCACACACAGAGAACCUGAAAAGAGACCGACAAUGCUCGAAGUUGUAUCGAUGCUGAAAGGUGAAUCUAAAGAGAUGCUUUCCAGGCUUGAAAAUGAUGAAUUGUUCAGGCCAGACUCGACGGUGAGUUCCCAUGGAAUGUCAACACCAGAGGGGAGCUCGGACUGUGUGCCCAAGAAUGAUCAAGAAUUGGCAGCGGCAUGAUGGAUUAGUACCCUAGGAAAUGUAGAGUCGCAUUUUUUUUGUGGGAUUGGUGCUUGGUCUGCUUGGUUUGGCAUGAUUCAAAUGUACAGGCAUUGUCAUUUGUGAAGGUUUCUCCUCUUUUUGGAGAGAGGAAAUUAGAUGAAUGAUGAGUUAGCAGUUAUACAUGGUGCUUUUUUUGGCAAAGAAUUAUUAUACAUGGUGCUUUUUGUGUGCACUGGAUAGAAGAUCCAUAUACUUGGCCUGAUGUUUGGGUAUGAUUGGUCAUGUUGUCAUAUAAAUUAUUCUUUAAUGCUGAUAUCUGGAUGAUUGAAUUGUGUUUGUA
Messenger RNA from Oryza sativa Japonica Group (Japanese rice), 1667 nucleotides. Its product is annotated as PTI1-like tyrosine-protein kinase At3g15890. Gene Ontology annotation, molecular function: protein kinase activity; ATP binding. Gene Ontology annotation, biological process: protein phosphorylation. Lineage: Eukaryota; Viridiplantae; Streptophyta; Magnoliopsida; Poales; Poaceae. The record is from RefSeq and is a predicted model, not a curated record.